AUGGACAUGUCCGGCUAUGGUCCUGCUCCGAGAGCACCAGCCGGAGCCCCCGUCCAGCCCUACCCCGCAGGCACCGUGCCAGGCACCGUGCCCGGCCUUCCACUCUGGGGCGCGCCGGGCAUGCAAACCAUGCCACAGUUCCAGACUGGACUGACAGGGCCUGGAAUGACUAUGCCGGCACCCGUGGGCAUACCCACAUUUUCCAUGGCCCAUAUGCCCAUGGCGGCGCCGGUGCCCACAGCUCCCUUGGCUCCUGUGGCUCCCUUGGCUGCCUUGGGUCCCUCAGCUCCGGUGCCAUCCGGGUCCAACGAUAGCUUUGCCGCUGCGGUGGCGGCUGCGGCUGCCGCGCUGAAUCAGCUGGGGUAUGCGCAGCCGCAGCCGCAGGACCCUUUGGCGGCCGCCUUGGCCAGCUUGGGCCUGGGCAACGUGGACCUACAAAGCCUUGGGCAAAGCCUUCAAGGCUUGUCGAUCCCCGGCCUCGACUUGGCGUCCAUUGGCCUGGAAAGCCUCGCGAACCCGAGUCCCACACCAGGGGUUGUUUCGCGAAGGGGCAAGGGGUACAAGGGCCCGCCAAAGGGCCCGCCAAAGGGCAAGGGCGGCGGCAAGGCCCGUAUUCAGGAUCUGCCGGUUCUCACAUCGCAGGAAGUGCAGGAGCCUGGGGUCUUCGUCAAUGCCGCCACGCAGAGGGAUGAGAGGAAAUGUAGAGCAUUGCUGGCGCACAAGGAUUUCAAUCGAGUGGACGACAAGGAUUCAGAACAUCGGACAGCUGUCCACAUUUGCAUCCUGAAAAAGAUGCCAGAGGAUGUUUGCCUCGGCAUCUUGAACCGGGAUGACUUCACAGAAGUCAAUGCAGUGGACCAGUUCGGCUACACGAUCCUCUCGCUGGCUGCCUCCAACGGAAUGGUGAAUGUGUGCAAGGCCGUCCUGGAUCACCCGGAGUUCACCCAGGUGAACUCCAAGGACAAGUGGGGCGCGACAGCGUUGCAUUGGGCGGCUGCCUCGAACCUGGGCUCGGUGUGCACUGCGAUCUUGGAGCACCCGGCCUUUGUGGAGGCGCACGUGGUGGCCUUCAGCUUCAAGUUCGAGAACCAGACCGCGCUGCAGGUGGCCGAGGAAAGAGGCUGCGGCGACGCAGAGCAGGCGAUCAAGAAAGCACUGAGCGCUUAA
Messenger RNA from Effrenium voratum, 1167 nucleotides. Lineage: Eukaryota; Dinophyceae; Suessiales; Symbiodiniaceae. The record is from the annotation of a GenBank genome assembly.